AUGGGGCACGCCUUCCGGAGGGUCUUUGGGGCCACCGGAUCCCGGCGGCAGGGAGGACUGAGUUGUGCACGUGGGGGCCUGGUGUGGUACUUUAUUCCCCAAAUACUGAGCGCUCGGUGCCGGACGGUGUUGCGGAAGCAGGGGCUGCCGCACGAACUAGCAGGAAGUGAGACCGAUAAGCCGUGGUUCUCAGACUUGAGUGCCGAGGGCCGGAUUCAGUGGAUCCGGGCAGCGGCCCGACCGGCACCUGCCUUGCCUGUUGCCUCCCCAGGCCCAGCACGGCCCCUGCCUGGGGCGCCUGCACCAUCCCGCAGCUCCGUGCCUGUGCUCCGCGCCUUUGGGGUCACCGAUGAGGGCGUCUCUGUCUGCUGCCACAUCCACGGCUUCGCCCCCUAUUUCUACACCCCAGCGCCCCCGGUUCUGCGCAUCACCCUGGCCCUGCCCCGCCUCGUGGCCCCCGCUCGCCGCCUCCUGGAACAGGGAGUCCGUGUGGCAGGCCUGGGCACCCCCAGCUUUGCAUCCUAUGAGGCCAACGUUGACUUUGAGAUCCGGUUCAUGGUGGACGCGGACAUCGUGGGCUGCAAUUGGCUGGAACUGCCCGCUGGGAAAUACGUCCUGAGGCCGGAGGGGAAGGCCACACUGUGUCAGCUGGAGGCAGACGUACUGUGGUCAGACGUGGUCAGCCACCCGCCAGAAGGGCAGUGGCAGCGAAUCGCACCCCUGCGUGUCCUGAGCUUUGACAUCGAGUGCGCCGGCCGCAAAGGCAUCUUUCCCGAGCCCGAGCGGGACCCGGUGAUCCAGAUCUGCUCGCUGGGCCUGCGCUGGGGCGAGCCGGAGCCCUUCCUGCGCCUGGCGCUCACCCUGCGGCCCUGCGCCCCCAUCCUGGGUGCCCAGGUGCAGAGCUACGAGCGGGAGGAGGAGCUGCUCCAGGCCUGGUCGACCUUCAUCCGCACCAUAGAUCCCGACGUGAUCACCGGCUACAACAUCCAGAACUUCGACCUUCCCUACCUCAUCUCCCGGGCCCAGCACCUCAAGACGGAACCCCUCAUCUUCCAGCAGUUAGAGAUCGACCAUUAUGUGGGGCACUUCUCCCCGACAGCCAGAGAUGCCCGCUGGCUUCGGCCCACCCCACCUUCCCUGGACCCCCAGACGGAACCCCUCAUCUUCCAGCAGUUAGAGAUCGACCAUUAUGUGGGUGAGUUUGGGGACAGAUGUCAUUUUUCUGCCCACUCACAUGACCUUGAUUAUGUUCUCGUCCACACCAGCCUUUCAGACUCCCUCCCACCUGUCAACUCCCUGACCUCUGCCUGCUCCCCGCCCAGACCCUGGCCCUCCCCGCACCCCCCUGACGCCAUCGGUGUCUGUCCCCAGAACGGCAACGACCAGACGCGCCGCCGCCUGGCAGUGUACUGCCUCAAGGACGCCUUCCUGCCGCUGCGGCUGCUGGAGCGGCUCAUGGUGCUGGUGAACGCCAUGGAGAUGGCGCGCGUCACCGGCGUGCCCCUCGGCUACCUGCUCACCCGCGGCCAGCAGGUCAAGGUGGUGUCGCAGCUGCUGCGGCAGGCCAUGCGCGAGGGGCUGCUGAUGCCCGUGGUGAAGACAGAGGGCGGCGAGGACUACACGGGAGCCACGGUCAUCGAGCCCCUUAAAGGGUACUACGACGUCCCCAUCACCACCCUGGACUUCUCCUCGCUGUACCCGUCCAUCAUGAUGGCCCACAACCUGUGCUACACCACGCUCCUGCGGCCCGGCGCCGCCCAGAAACUGGGCCUGACUGAGGACCAGUUCAUCAAGACGCCCACCGGGGACGAGUUUGUGAAGACGUCGGUGCGCAAGGGGCUGCUGCCCCAGAUCCUGGAGAACCUGCUCAGCGCCCGGAAGAGGGCCAAGGCUGAGCUGGCCAAGGAGACAGAUCCCCUGCGGCGGCAGGUCCUGGACGGGCGGCAGCUGGCGCUGAAAGUGAGCGCCAACUCUGUGUACGGCUUCACCGGCGCCCAGGUGGGCAAGCUGCCGUGCCUGGAGAUCUCCCAGAGCGUCACGGGGUUUGGCCGCCAGAUGAUUGAGAAAACGAAGCAGCUGGUGGAGUCCAAGUACACCGUGGAGAACGGCUACAGCGCCAGUGCCAAGGUGGUGUACGGCGACACCGACUCCGUCAUGUGCCGGUUUGGCGUCUCCUCCGUGGCGGAAGCGAUGGCGCUGGGGCGGGAGGCUGCAGACUGGGUGUCCGGCCACUUCCCCUCCCCCAUCCGGCUGGAGUUUGAGAAGGUCUACUUCCCUUACCUGCUCAUCAGCAAGAAGCGCUAUGCUGGCCUGCUCUUCUCCUCCCGGCCGGACACCCAUGACCGCAUGGACUGCAAAGGCCUGGAGGCCGUGCGCAGGGACAACUGCCCCCUGGUGGCCAACCUCGUCACCGCCUCACUUCGCCGCCUGCUCAUCGACCGAGACCCGGAGGGCGCCGUGUCCCACGCACAGGACGUCAUCUCGGACCUGCUGUGCAACCGCAUCGACAUCUCGCAGCUGGUCAUCACCAAGGAGCUGACCCGCGCGGCCGCUGACUACGCUGGCAAGCAGGCCCACGUGGAGCUGGCCGAGAGGAUGAGGAAGCGGGACCCCGGGAGCGCGCCCAGCCUGGGAGACCGGGUGCCCUACGUGAUCAUCGGGGCCGCCAAGGGCGUGGCUGCCUACAUGAAGUCCGAGGACCCCCUGUUCGUGCUGGAGCACAGCCUGCCCAUCGACACGCAGUACUACCUGGAGCAGCUGCUCGCCCAGCCGUGCCAGCGCUGUCAGGGCAGCCUGCACGAGGACGUCAUCUGCACCAGCCGGGACUGCCCCAUCUUCUACAUGCGCAAGAAGGUGCGCAAGGACCUGGAGGACCAGGAGCAGCUUCUGAGGCGCUUCGGGCCCCCUGGCCCCGAGGCCUGGUGACCCCUGACUUCUUCAGGCUUCCCAGGAGGGCCCUGCCGGCGGGGACCGGUGGAGAACUAAUAAAGUUUGGACCUUUUGUUA
Messenger RNA from Myotis davidii, 3006 nucleotides. RefSeq names its product polymerase (DNA directed), delta 1, catalytic subunit (gene POLD1). The record is from RefSeq and is a predicted model, not a curated record. Bases 1 to 2925 code for a protein of 974 amino acids. Gene Ontology annotation, biological process: DNA replication proofreading; base-excision repair, gap-filling; nucleotide-excision repair, DNA gap filling. The transcript is spliced from 23 exons. NCBI's taxonomy places the organism in Eukaryota, Metazoa, Chordata, Mammalia, Chiroptera, Vespertilionidae. Gene Ontology annotation, cellular component: delta DNA polymerase complex. Gene Ontology annotation, molecular function: DNA-directed DNA polymerase activity; 3'-5'-DNA exonuclease activity; nucleotide binding.